AAACCCCACUGAUUAUUUAUAUUUAAUUUGUUUACAAAGUAAUAAGAAAUUGACCAACAGUUUGGCGUCGCAAUACCACCUCAACCUUUAACAAAUUCUGCAAGUCACUGCUUUACAUGUAUUCUACUACCUAAUUAUAGAAUUUUGUUCGGAAAUAAAUCUAUUAAAGCCCCACAACAAUUGUUGCACGUCCACAAUCAAUAAAACCUUCAUCAGAACCUAGGUUAUCAUUACAAGAGCAUCAACUUGAGAUAAUUUUUAAAUCUGGCAAUCAGUAAGAAAAUGACCUCACAAGACGCGACACAAUUUCCAUUCAAUAAAAGUCUUUAAUUUUUUACUCUCCACGUCUCCACUAAACAAGUUCUACAAAUAAGCACAAAAUGCCUGACCUGCUGGAGUUAGUGGAAUUUGAAGCAGAUAGUCCACGCAAAGAAGUCAAGGAACUGAGUCAAGAUGAUAGUGAAUUGAAGUACACAGUUUAUGACUUGAUUCGGACUAUCAAGGACCCAGAAAAGCCCAACACUUUGGAAGAAUUAAAUGUAGUGUAUGAGGAAGGGGUUGAGGUUAAGGAGCGUACUUCUGGAAAUGUUAGUGUUGUAAGGGUUGAAUUUAAUCCUACUGUGCCCCACUGUUCUUUAGCAACAUUAAUUGGAUUGUGUAUUAGGAUAAAAUUGGAAAGGUGUAUUCCUUAUAGGAUUAAAUUAGAUAUUUAUAUCAAGGCGGGGGCUCACACAACUGAACAUGAAAUCAAUAAACAAAUUAAUGAUAAAGAGAGAAUAGCAGCCGCUAUGGAAAAUCCAAAUUUAAAAGAAAUGGUAGAAAACUGUAUUGUUGAAGAAGACUGAACUUUGUAUCCAGAUAUUUAAGCCAAAAUAUUAUUUACUAUUUAGAAUUACGUCUUUUAUCAUAAACUUUUGAAAUAAAAAAGUUUUUUUUUUCAAAAAAAGUGCAAAUUCUAAACC
Molecule: messenger RNA, 962 nt
Organism: Tribolium madens (black flour beetle)
Lineage: Eukaryota; Metazoa; Arthropoda; Insecta; Coleoptera; Tenebrionidae
Product: MIP18 family protein galla-1
Exons: 5
Coding region: 381-845 (154 amino acids)
Source: RefSeq, a predicted model, not a curated record